AAUCCAAUUGGAGAACCUGGUGUAAAUGAUGGCAAAUUCGAGACAAAACCCAAAAGCAAGACACAUUUAAAGAAUAUGACCAUCACUCCCAAGAAAAUUCUAGCUGGUCAAAGAGGCCACAAACAUAAGAAAAUUGCUGAGAAAUUUCAGUCUAAAAUCCAUUCUUAUAAAAAAAAAAGAUAUCCUCCAGGAGAAAAAUCCCACAAAUAUGAUUCACCUAGAAAGCUCUUCAAACAGAAUUCAAGUCUAAUUAAACAUAAGGAGAUUUGUUCAGCAGAAAAGCCUCAUAAAUGCCUUCAGUGUGGGAGAGGCUUCAGCAAUAACACACACCUCGAAAACCAUCAGAGAACCCAUUCUGGGGAGAAGCCAUAUAAAUGUAGUGAAUGCGGGAAGGCCUUUAGUUAUGCUUCCUCCCUUACAAAACAUCAUAGAAUUCAUACAGGAGAAAAGCCCUACAUAUGUAAAGAAUGUGGAAAAGCUUUCAGUGAGAGCUCAAACCUCAUUCAACAUAGGAAAAUUCAUACUGGAGAAAAACUCUAUAAAUGUAAGGAAUGUGGAAAAGCUUUCAACAAGAAUUCAUCCCUUACUCAACAUCUCAGAAUUCAUACUGGAGAGAGGCCCUACAAAUGUAAGGAAUGUGGGAAAGCCUUCAGCGAAUACUCAAACCUGAUUCAACAUCAGAAAAUUCAUACUGGAGAAAAACUCUAUAAAUGUAAUGAAUGUGGGAAAGCUUUCAAUAAAAAUUCAGCCCUUACUCAACAUCUCAGAAUUCAUACUGGAGAGAAACCCUUCAAAUGUAAGGAAUGUGGAAAAGCCUUCAGUGAAAACUCUUCCCUGACUCAACAUCUAAGAAUUCAUACUGGUGAAAAACCCUAUGAAUGUAAAGAGUGUGGGAAAGCCUUCAAUCGGAGCUCAUCUCUUAAUAAGCAUCUAAAAAACCAUUCUGGCAAAAAGCCCUAUAAAUGUAAAGAAUGUGACAAAGCUUUUGGCCAGAGUACUCACCUUGCUCGGCAUCAAAGAACUCAUACUGGAGAAAAACCUUAUGAAUGUGAGAAAUGUGGGAAAGCCUUCAGCCAAGGCACACAUCUUACAAAACAUCAGUUCAUUCAUUCUGGAGAGAAACCUUAUGAGUGUAAUGAAUGUGGAAAAGCCUUUAGUGAGAACUCAUACCUUAUUAAACAUCAGAAAAUUCAUCGCAGCCACACGGGCGAGAAGCCGUACUGCUGCGGGGAGGCCUUCACGCGCAGCACCUCCCUCGUGGAGCACCAGCGGGCGCACACGGGCGAGAAGCCCUUCGGCUGUGCCCAGUGCGAGAAGGCCUUCACGCGCCGCUCCUCCCUCGUCAAGCACCUGCGCGUCCACACCGGGGAGAAGCCCUACGCGUGCGGCGCCUGCGGGAGAGCCUUCAGCCACGGCUCGGCCCUCGUCCUCCACCGGAGGAUCCACACCGGGGAGAAGCCCUACAAAUGCGGCCAGUGCGCCAAGGCCUUCAGCAACAGCUCGGCGCUCCUCCGGCACCAGCAGCACCACGGCUAGCGGCCUCGGAGCCGGGGCUCCCCCCCCCCCACUUCCGGACCCGCCCCCCCCCAGCUCCCCUGCGGAUGGAGGAGCCUCUUCA
Molecule: messenger RNA, 1618 nt
Organism: Gracilinanus agilis (Agile Gracile Mouse Opossum)
Lineage: Eukaryota; Metazoa; Chordata; Mammalia; Didelphimorphia; Didelphidae
Product: zinc finger protein 420-like
Exons: 2
Coding region: 76-1536 (486 amino acids)
Source: RefSeq, a predicted model, not a curated record